Messenger RNA from Tachysurus vachellii, 4149 nucleotides. It is a transcript of the gene pxdc1b, whose product is annotated as PX domain containing 1b. The record is from RefSeq and is a predicted model, not a curated record. The transcript is spliced from 5 exons. Gene Ontology annotation, molecular function: phosphatidylinositol binding. Bases 462 to 1154 code for a protein of 230 amino acids. NCBI's taxonomy places the organism in Eukaryota, Metazoa, Chordata, Actinopteri, Siluriformes, Bagridae.
UGUCACCAAAUCUGAUCAAUCAAACACUGUCAACUGCUCCACAUUACAUUCAAAGCAGGCGGCGUCGUAGCACAUGGUUCAUCAUAAAGUCCGAAAUCCAGGCUCGCGUAGUGCACUGACAAGGGAAUGGUCGGUAUAUUGGGACGCGGCCGCAAUACAUAACGGUUCACCUCCUUCCAGACUGAUAUGCCUGAAAAACUUUGUAACUUUUUACAAAGUACUGAUUGGCUAAGUCUUUCAUUUGUUCAGUUUGUGUUUAGAGGAACAAUUUUUUAAAGUAUAUUUUGAGCAAGAUGCCUGUAUGCUAUAGUCUCCUGACACGUCAGGAUUCUCGCUCUCAGUUUCGUCUCGUCUUUAAGACUGUCAGGACCUCGUCACUUCAUUUUACUUCACUUUAGACGACCAUAUUUGGUCUCGUAGCUUUAAAAUACGUACUUUUUCAGAGUUGCGUACUUUAUGGAAUGGCAUCGGCGGUGUUUGAGGGAACCUCCCUGGUCAACAUGUUCGUAAAAGACUGCUGGGUUAACGGCAUCCGCAAGCUGAUUAUAAGCCCAAGGGGCGAGGAAGAGGAGUUCUUCGACAUACGGACCGAGUGGUCGGAUAGAAACGUCUUGUACCUCCACCGAAGUUAUGCGGAUUUGGGACGACUUUUUAAAAGACUUCUGGACUGUUUCCCGGAAGACAGACGAGAUUUGUCCAAGUCACCUUUAAUAGAAGGUCUCAGGAAGAUUAAAAAGGCAAAGGACAUUGAGGUCAAGCUAAUUGAGGUGGAGAGGCUGUUGAAGAAUGCUAUCAAUAUGCCUUGGAAGUUUUCCAGGUCAGAGGUUGUCUUAACAUUCUUUGAACGUUCACCCCUGGAUCAAUUGCUAAGGAAUGACAAAAUCCAGAAGAUACAGCCAUGCUUCCAGAGCCCCUACCAGAUAUCAGAGAUUAUGAGGUCAAAUGGCUUCUGCCUGGCAAACACAGAGACUAUUGUAUUUGAUGAGAAUGUUCCUCAGGAUGAGGACAGACCAUCUUCUACAGACAUGGCUCACCUUUCGUAUGACAAGUGUCAGUCUGUGGAACAGGACCUCAGUGAUGAUGACACAGAGGCAUAUGUAACAAACCUGUCCUACUACCACCUAGUACCAUUUGAGAGGGACAUCAUGGAGUGAAGGGACAUGAUGCUGAUGCUUUAAAUCUCUAUUCUAACAGUGCCAUAAGCUGUUGGAUGUCUCAUUGCUGCUUAAAGUUGGCUGAUUGACAUGGGUGGUUAGUCUAAUUUAAAGAAAAUGUUUAAAAAUGUUUCAUUGUUGUUAUUAGUCACUGCAGAGUUUUUCCAUCUUAAGCAAAUUAAAUCUCUAAAAAGCUCUGAGCAUUGUAGAUGUGGCAGGUGAAACUGCAGAGAAUAUUUAAUUCAGAAUAAUUAUUCUGUGUCAACUAUGAUGCAGUAGACUCAAGUGCAUAAAAAUACUGGGAAGGUUGUGUUAUGUAUGAGAGUUAUCCCUGAAAUCUCCUGGUAGUGAAAAGGGUUAAACCGUUGGCACAGUCACAAUGUACAUAUAAGAAUAUAAAUUUGUAAAACGUCCUGAUUGUUAUAUAAGGGAAAUUAAAAUCAAUUUAAUGAUUCUCAGUUUUGUUCACAGGGGACAGUUUGAAGAAGAAAGGUAAAUAUCUAAUUUAGGGCUUUAAUAAUAACAAAAAAAAUACACCAGGGUAAACAGCCCAAAAGCGAUGAUAAAAAAACAGGCAAAAUCUGUAAUAAACAAACAAAAACUCCAAGGCAAGGGGCACGGUGGCUUAGUGGUUAGCACGUUCGCCUCACACCUCCAGGGUCGGGGUUCGAUUCCCGCCUCCACCUUGUGUGUGUGGAGUUUGCAUGUUCUCCCCGUGCCUUGGGGGUUUCCUCCGGGUACUCCGGUUUCCUCCCCUGGUCCAAAGACAUGCAUGGUAGGUUGAUUGGCAUCUCUGGAAAUUUGUCCCUAGUGUGUGAUUGCGUGAGUGAAUGAGUGUGUGUGUGCCCUGCGAUGGGUUGGCACUCCGUCCAGGGUGAAUCCUGCCUUGAUGCCCAAUGGCGCCUGAGAUAGGCACAGGCUCCCCGUGACCCGAGGUAGUUCGGAUAAGCGGUAGAAGAUGAAUGAAUGAAAACUCCAAGGCAGAGAGGGAAGACAGAACAUCAAAGGAAAAAAAAUGUGGACACAGAGAGCUAACAAAUAAGGCAUUUUAACUUCAGCAAGAGUAAACUAUCCAUAGCAACAAUGAAACUGAGGUCUUUAUAGAAGCUAUACAAAUUAAUUGGAGUACAGGUGGGAACCUGAGUCAGUAGGCAUAGUGGUAGAGGAUCCUGGGAUUUGGGCUUUCUUGAACAACUCAGUUUAUGAAAGUCAUGAUUAAUAAUCAUGAAGUCAAAUACAGAAAAACUUUGUUAAAAUAGUGAGUAUCAAAAAUUUCAAGAAUUGAUAAGGCUAUAUGAAAGCGAUGACUACAAGGCAGAAUUUUCCUGAUAUUUGCUAAUAAUGCAAAUAGCUAAGGAGAUUAGCUUUCCUCAGUGCCACACAGGAACUUGAUUGUUGAAACCAUUUAUGACUGCUCAUAACUCAGCACAGGGAGCUCAAAUCUUAUAUAGCGAACCUGAAAACAAGGAACAAAAAAUAGACGUGAAUUUAUUUAUCAGUUUAAAAAACAAAUUAUCUGCUCCUGAUUUAUUUAUUUGUCUAUAUAUAAUCAACAUGUGAUUACCUAUAAUGCCUUCUGACUACCUGCUAGACAAACUUUGUUUAGGAGGAGCUAAAGAUUCCAAUGCGAGUUGUGGGUGCUGUUUCCAGACUCAAACAGCGUGAGCUCUGUAGUACAGUAUUCUCCUUUGCCAAAAGCUAACAAUGCAGUUUGAUGUCUAGUAAAGCCAAAAAACAAGGCACAGUUCUGUACAGUGUACUGUAAACACUCUUGUAUUGUUUAUAUUUUCUAGAUUUUAAUAUUAUGUAAUUAAACACUUCCUGGUUCCUUUCCAAGUGACCAUUGUUCUUUCAUGUGUCUAGCCUUCCUGCUUGCACUGAUCUUAGACAAUUAAACAAAACAAAAAAACAAAUAGAUGGAGUAAUUUAAAUGGCUUUAUUUGUAUUAUUUUUUUUAUUUAACAUGAAAUAUUUAUCAGGGGGCACGGUGGCUUAGUGGUUAGCACGUUUGCCUCACACCUCCAGGGUCGGGGUUCGAUUCCCGCCUCCACCUUGUGUGUGUGGAGUUUGCAUGUUCUCCCCGUGCCUCGGGGGUUUCCUCCGGGUACUCCGGUUUCCUCCCCCGGUCCAAAGACAUGCAUGGUAGGUUGAUUGGCAUCUCUGGAAAAUUGUCCCUAGUGUGUGAUUGCGUGAGUGAAUGAGUGUGUGUGUGUGCCCUGCGAUGGGUUGGCACUCCGUCCAGGGUGAAUCCUGCCUUGAUGCCCGAUGACGCCUGAGAUAGGCACAGGCUCCCCGUGACCCGAGGUAGUUCGGAUAAGCGGUAGAAGAUGAAUGAAUGAAUGAAUGAAUGAAAUAUUUAUUAUUUUUCUAAUCAUGAAAUUUUAUUUUUUAUCAUUUGUUAUAUAAUUAGUGUGUCUGUUCCUCUUAUCCAGUUAUAAGUCAAUAGAAGUAGGAAAUAAAAGGAAAAAAUCUAUUUAUUCAGCUGAUUGUAUUUUAAGAUAUAAAAUUGUUGUAUUAAUUUUUAUUGUUUAUUAUUUUUAAUCUGCCUUUAAAGCUUGUUUUCUGUGUAUUUCUUUGCCAUGUUCCAUACCAUUAUUAAACUCAUGUGCAAUAACGUUCUCUCUGUGGCAUUGAUGGGGCACAGAUAACAGAAUUUUAUAUACAGUAACUGAAAGGCUUCAUAACAGAAAAAUACAUUUGUUUAGUAAAUCCCUGGAAUAUUAAUUGUUAAUUAAUUGUAAACAAAAGGAGAAAUUAUCUAUUGUGUGUGAUUAAUUAUAUCACUUCGAUACAGUAUACAUCCUUGUUUUGCGCUGCUUUAACAUGUCCUGUGUAAUCAAUAAAACAUGACAGAGCAUGCUGUAUUAAGGGAAAUAGUAUAGGACAGGGUGACAUGCGAUCUAUGUAAAACAGAGUUACUGUCAUGAACCUGAAGUUCUAGUUUUCUCUCUCUCUCGACACAAAAUAAAUAUUUUUACUGUAAAAUGGCAAAAUA